This is a messenger RNA of Clunio marinus, 592 nucleotides long. Lineage: Eukaryota; Metazoa; Arthropoda; Insecta; Diptera; Chironomidae. The record is from the annotation of a GenBank genome assembly.
AUGGAAUUAGUUUGUGAAUUUGAAAACUUGAGAUGGUAUAAAUUUGAAAAAAUAUGCUACACGAGUAGUAUUUCUUCAUCUUCAAUAAAAGAGCCAAAUACAAGCAUUCGAACAAUUAAUGGAAAUCAUUUAGAAGGAAAAAGUGACAAAGAUGUCGAAGUGAUUCGUUUUCGGGAUACAACAGUCAACUACUUCCCUCAAGGACUGAACAAAAUAUUUCCUAAUUUGAAAGCUGUUUUAAUUCAUUAUUGUGAAUUGAAAUCAAUAACGCGAAAAAAUUUGGAUGGACUAGAAAAUAUUCAGAUACUACGGUGUGAUAGCAACAAAAUCACUACACUUCCAGACGAUCUGUUUAGAAAUAUGAAGAAACUUAUUGACAUUUCAUUCCGCAACAAUGAUUUGGGUUGCUUGUCUUCAAAAGUUUUCAAGCCAAUAUUGAACAAUGGUUUAAAAUUCGUAGACUUUUCUGGAAAUCGUUCCAUUGAUGCUUAUUAUUCUGACUCAACUUAUACGACAUAUAUUUGUCGAAACAAAGUUGAUCCUGUAGCCCAAUUGAUGGCCAUGAUUGAUGAGGAAUGUAAUAAACCAGUAA